AACCCCUGGAUUUUCUUGCUGAGUGCUGCUACUGUGUGUGUCCUUGUGCGUCUUUCUCUCAUUGUUUGUGUGUCCUUGUGUGUCUGAUUUUGUCUGUAAGUAUAACUGAGCAUCCUUAUUGCAGUGUGUAUUUUGUGUGUAUGCAUGGCUGCCGUGCUUCUCUGAUUGUGAUUCAGUUUGUGUUCCACUGCAUGUGAUAGUUCUGUUGUUCCUGUGUCAUUGUGUGUGUGACUGUCCCCCUGUGUCAUUAGUAUUUUUUUUUUAUUAUUAAUUUGGCUUAUUUGAGUUACUGUUUUAUUGGGUGGGUGUUGUGUGCUGCUUAUUUGGGAUGGGAAAUCGAAGAGAGAUCUCACAGCUCAGGAAAAUGAGGGCCAGGUGAGUCCGACCUCCAGUAUGGUUCACCCAUUGCUGUCCUGCCUGUGUCCUAUCCUCCUUCUGCUGGUGGUGGGUACUGUCCUGUGCGGCUUGGCUUCAGGCUGCCCCCAGCGCUGUGAUUGCUCCCCCCAGGACCGAUCUGUGCUGUGCCACCGCAAACGCCACUUUAGUGUCCCAGAAGGAGUACCCACAGACACUCGUCUUCUGGACCUGAGCAGGAACCGCAUCAAAAUCCUCAACCAGGACGAGUUCUCUGCUUUUCCCUACCUGGAGGAGCUGGAGCUCAGUGAGAACAUUGUGAGUACUAUUGAACCAGGAGCCUUCAAUGGUUUGUUCAACUUGCGCUCUUUGGGGCUACGAAACAAUCGCCUCAAACUCAUCCCUCUUGGGGUAUUCACGGGGCUUAGUAACCUCACCAAGCUGGACAUUAGUGAGAACAAGAUAGUGAUCCUUCUGGAUGAUAUGUUCCAGGAUCUCUACAACCUCAAGUCUUUGGAAGUUGGGGAUAAUGACCUUGUCUACAUCUCUCAUCGUGCAUUUCGUGGUCUCAACAGUCUAGAAGAGUUGUCACUGGAGAAGUGCAACCUUACUUCUGUACCUACGGAAGCUCUUUCCCAUCUCCAUGGCAUAAUUUCACUGCGGCUCCGAUACCUUAACAUUAUGGUCAUUAGAGACUAUUCCUUCAAGAGGUUGAAUCGACUUAAGGUUCUGGAGAUAGCACACUGGCCCUAUAUGGAUACCAUGACUGCCAACAGUCUAUAUGGACUGAAUUUAACUUCCCUUUCUAUUACACAUAGUAAUAUAAGCUCCAUCCCUUAUGUUGCCAUCCGACACCUUGUUUAUCUCCGUUUCCUCAACCUUUCCUACAACCCUAUCACUGCUGUGGAGGGCUCCAUGAUGCAUGAAUUGCUGAGACUACAAGAAUUCCACCUGGUAGGUGGUCAGCUUACUGUUGUGGAACCAUAUGCCUUCCGUGGUCUCAAUCACCUUAGGGUGCUAAAUGUCUCCUCUAACCUCCUCAGCACUCUGGAGGAAUCAUCUUUCCAUUCAGUGGGCAACCUGGAGACACUCAUUUUGGAUCGGAAUCCUUUGGCAUGUGACUGCCGUCUUUUAUGGAUCUUCCGGCGGCGCUGGCGGCUGAACUUUAACCGACAGCAGCCCUCCUGCUCCAGUCCAGAAUAUGUUCAGGGAAGAGAGUUCAAGGACUUCCCAGAUGUUUUGCAGCCCAAUUAUUUCACUUGCAGGCGUGCUCGCAUCCAGGACCGCAGCCCACAGGUGGUUAAUGUGGAUGAAGGACACACUGUGCGUUUCUUCUGCCGAGCUGAUGGAGACCCUCCACCAAACAUUUUAUGGCUAUCUCCACGUAAAGUUUUUAUCACCAGCAAAACUAAUGGAAGGCUGACUGUGUUUUCUGAUGGGACUCUUGAGGUGCGCUAUGCUCAGAUUCAGGAUAACGGGACAUACCACUGUGUAGCCAGCAAUGCAGGUGGUAAUGAUACCUCCCUAGCUCAUCUGCAUGUGCGAAGCUUCUCACCUAAUUGGCCUCACCAACCCAAUAAAACCUUUGCCUUUAUAUCUAACCAGCCAAAUGAGAGUGAUAUCAACAGUACACGUGCAAGUGUCCCAUUCCCAUUUGACAUCAAGACUCUUAUUAUUGCCACUACUAUGGGCUUCAUCUCCUUCCUGGGAGUUGUCCUCUUUUGCUUGGUCCUACUCUUCCUCUGGAGUAGAGGGAAGGGGAACACCAAACAUAACAUUGAGAUUGAGUAUGUGCCACGAAAGUCGGAUGCAGGGCUCUCCUCAGCAGAUGCUCCAAGAAAGUUUAACAUGAAGAUGAUAUGAUGUUAGAACUGCUGGGGCUAGACAAUAGAUGGGUAGUGUCAGUGAUUGGGGCAAACAUUGGAAUGCACGGGACCUGCUACUGCCCCAUCCCUUUUGUGCAACCCAUCAAAGCUAAAAAAAAGUCUUUCUGUGGAGAGUGAUGGUGACAGGGUUCCUUUACCUGUUCUGAUUGCCCCAUUGCCUUUGCCAGUUUUGGGUGUAACCUGUGCACUUUUAACCCUGUGAAAUCCCAAACCUCUCCAACUCUCAAACUGCCCAUCUGGUACUUACCCCUUUUUCUGUUAUUGAUAUGGGGUAUGAGGGUGGGAUGGUUGGAGGGAAUGCUACAAGGGAAGUCAGAGGGCUGGAAUAGCCCCAGUCUGGAAGAGAAAGUGGUGAGAAUGGGGAUUGAUAGGACAUGAAAAACUAUGAUACUGAACUUGACCUCUGUAUCUUCUCCAAAUUUCAAUACCUGUCAUUUUUAUGGAAAAAGAAAGAAAUAUUAAUGAAAAAAUAAAGAAAAAUUGGAAAAUGCCAAA
Bombina bombina (fire-bellied toad) is the source of this 2735-nucleotide messenger RNA. It is a transcript of the gene LINGO1, whose product is annotated as leucine rich repeat and Ig domain containing 1. Gene Ontology annotation, cellular component: extracellular matrix. Bases 394 to 2217 code for a protein of 607 amino acids. The transcript has 2 exons. Lineage: Eukaryota; Metazoa; Chordata; Amphibia; Anura; Bombinatoridae. The record is from RefSeq and is a predicted model, not a curated record. Gene Ontology annotation, molecular function: protein binding.